Messenger RNA from Dermochelys coriacea (leatherback sea turtle), 1041 nucleotides. Its product is annotated as galactoside alpha-(1,2)-fucosyltransferase 2-like. Gene Ontology annotation, molecular function: galactoside 2-alpha-L-fucosyltransferase activity. The coding region runs from base 7 to 1041 and encodes 344 amino acids. Gene Ontology annotation, cellular component: membrane. NCBI's taxonomy places the organism in Eukaryota, Metazoa, Chordata, Testudines, Dermochelyidae. Gene Ontology annotation, biological process: carbohydrate metabolic process. The record is from RefSeq and is a predicted model, not a curated record. The transcript has a single exon.
GGUGCCAUGAAGCUACUGAACUCCUGGAUCUCUUUCUGGCUAUCUCUCUUCAUCACCCUUUGGCUGCUGGUUAUCCUGACUGUCUCCACCUUAUUAUUCCUGGACAGCCAGUUCCCCAUCCAGGGAUGGAGGAACCCAUCUCUAAAUGACUCAGGGCAGAGUCCAUCUGCCUCCUACACAGAGAAGGGCAUAUGGACCAUAAACUCCCUUGGGCACCUGGGGAACCAGAUGGGGGAAUACGCCACCCUCCACGCCCUGGCCAAGAUGAACGGGCGCCAGGCCUAUAUCCUCCCAGACAUGCACCGGCAGCUGGCACCGCUCUUCCGCAUCAGCCUGCCUGUGAUCUCCAGAUUCAGGGCUUGGGAGAUCCCGUGGAAGGACUAUGAGCUCCACGACUGGAUGUCGGAGGAGUACAGGCACAUUGAGGGGAAAUACGUCUGGCUCACAGGCUACCCCUGCUCCUGGACCUUCUACCACCACCUCCGGCAGGAGAUCCUCCAGGAAUUCACCUUCCAUGACCACAUCAAGGAGGAGGCCAACCGGUACCUGACCAGGCUGCGUGGGCAGCGCCGUAACGUGACCUAUCUGGGUGUCCAUGUCCGGAGAGGGGACUACGUCCAGGUGAUGACCAAGCGCUGGAAGAGGGUGGUGGCAGACAAGGCCUACCUGGAGAAGGCCAUGGGCUACUUCCGGGCCAAGUACCAGGAGCCGGUCUUCGUGGUGACCAGCAACGGGAUGGAGUGGUGCCGGGAGAACAUCGACACCUCACGGGGAGACGUGUAUUUCUUGGGGGACGGGAAGGAGUCCUCGCCGGGGAGGGAUUUUGCUCUCUUGGCUCAUUGCAACCACACGAUCAUGACCAUCGGGACCUUUGGCUUCUGGGCUGCCUACCUGGCUGGGGGGGAGACCAUCUACUUGGCCAACUACACCUUCCCCGACUCCCUCUUCCUCAAGAUCUUCCAGCCCUGGGCCGCCUUCCUGCCCGAGUGGAUCGGGAUCGAUGCCGAUCUCUCCCCGCUGUGGAGCGGGAAUUCUGGCUAA